UAUCAGAGAACGUUUCGGCUUUCCACUUAAUGCUGAAUAGUUCAUUUCGUUGCUAUCUUGUAGUUGAACAAGUGAGUUGGCAUUUGAAAAUAAGGGUUGGCUGUAUCUGUUCAUGCCCAAGAUUGAGGCGCUACACGUGGCAUGUGUCCAUAGCGCUGCCCUUAUUCAGCCUAGGCUAGUGCUACCAGAGAGUGUUUAUGGGUAGUAAACCCACUGUGGUGCUACUCUGAAAGUUCUUUCCUUGCUGGGUAUUUCCAAUUCAUGAAGGAACGAAUAUGUGUAGAAGGAUUAAAGUCCCUCCCUGUGUCUAAAGCCUUUGAGAGGAAGCAUCUUCUUUUAACGGUUGAAGAAUGGAACAACUCUGUAAGAAAAGGGUCGCUAACUACAGGAAAGCAUGGGAAGCCAUAGUUCCGUGGGUUAAAGGAGUCAACGACGACCCACAUAAAGCGUUUUGCUCUGUGUGCUGCCGAACGUUUUCAAUUAGCCAUGGUGGAUACAGUGACUUAACUCGCCACGAAAAGAGACACAUUCACAGAGAGCUAUCGAAAGAAGCUAACGUUGCUGGCACUGGCACAUCCGUCGUCACAUCUACCUCUGAGAUUGCUGAAGCUGACUCCAGAACCAGAGAGGAGACCACUGAGGGGAGGAAAGUGUCUGGUCUGCCCACCGGUAAGUGGGGAGAUCUGUCGUCUUCUUUGCGCAUGUGGUUCCCACCUCUGAGGCUACUGUCAGCGUCCAUUUGGCAAGUGGUCCAGCAGCGCCAAGUCCAGUCCUACAACAGGGUGGAGGAGUUUGUUUCUGUUGUUUUGGAGCUGGUCCCCGAUCUGCUGAGCACUGAGGAAAAGAUUGAACUGCUCAUUGGCCUGAGAACAAAGUUUGCUUUAGAUUCAUGCCAUCAUACGACAUUCAUCACAGUCAAGAUGAUGCUCCCACACUUGGAUAGAGUCUCCAGGAUUGCUGAAAUCGCUUCCAGUGAUGGGGAUAUGGGCCAGACAGUAGAUGCUGCUGUCAAGGAAUUCAAAGAACUAAUCCAGGGCCUUCUGAAGAGUCCUGCAUACAGGAGGAGUUUCUUCCAGGAAAUCUAUCCAUUGCGUUAUGGUCCAAGCUAUGACGCAGCUCUGCAGUUACUGGUGUGUGAAUUCCUCUCUCGACUGGAAGAAUUGCUAACUGUGCCGAGCUUCCAUGAGGCAGCGUCUUUGUUUGACGAUGACCCUUUGCUCUUCGAGGAAUUUCUCCAAAUGGGUGACGACCUACAGCCCAUUCAGGAGUUGCUGCUUCACAGGAAACAUUUUACAUGUCUGCUGUCAGGGUCCUCAUCGCCUACCAAGAGCAACACUGUUGUCUCCACAUUAUCUGAUUCCCCUAUUGUGCCAGCAGCCCUUACUGCCUCUGAGCAAUCCUGCGAAUCCCAAAUGUCCCAGAACAGGCCAGACAUGUUUGGAGUCUCAAUCGAUGAGGGCAGCGGUGCAGAUGUGAAAGAAGACGAUCCAGGAAUGCAGAGAGACUCAGAUGAAGGAUCAAAUAAUCCUCCGUCAUCACCGUACAUCGUGGUCAACUGGAGGGGAGAUGAUGAUGAUGACGACGAUGAUGGUGAUGAAGGAGAUUCACAACGAGACUCUGAUGAAGAAGCGAGUGGCACCAGUCAACACGACCAACAGGGUGACACAGGGCAGAGCAGCCAAACAUCCAAUGGGCUGUCGUCAUCACCGUACAUCGUGGUCAACUGGAGUGGAGAUGAUGAUGAUGAUGAUGAUGAUGACGACGUUGACGACGUUGACGUUGAUGAGGGUGGAGAUUCACAACGAGACUCAGAUAAAGCGAGUGGCACCAGUCAACACGACCAGCAGGGUGACAUGCAGAGGACAUUGAAUGAGGAAAAAAAGAAGGAGAUUAAUGACUGCAAGAUUGAUUGUGAGAGGAUGGUAAAUGACAGGAGUGAGGAAAGCGAGCCCCCGUCUACAGAAGGCCCUCGGCCAUCCACACAACAAGCCACCUUGCAAAAGAUGCCAUCCCACUCAAAAAAGCAAGAUGCAAAGAGGCCACGGAAGUACCCAUGCCUGGAAUGUGACAAAGUAUGCACUUCUUCAUAUCAUCUUAGAAGACAUCAGAAACUUCACACAGGGCUGACGCCUCAUGCAUGCCCCCACUGUGACAAGACCUUUCAACAGAAAGCUGGGUUGACCACACACCUCAACAUCCAUACAGGAAAUCGACCAUUUGAAUGUCCAAGCUGCAGGAAGAAGUUCUUCCGGGUUUCAGCAUUAGUAGACCACCUGGUACGGCAUACUGACUGCAUGAUGGAUUGUGAGAGGAUGAUUAACGAACAGAGUGAGGUCAAGGACCUCCCGUCCACAGAGCAAUCUCGGUUAUCCACACUACAAGCCACCUUGCGCAAGGCGCACAAGGCUCCAAAGUACCCAUGCUCCACCUGUGGAAAAGUCUUCUUGCGUCCGUCUGGACUUGCAGAACAUCAGAAAAUGAAGGACUUACAACGUAGACCCACUCCACACUAUGCACGGAAUAAAAACUGCAGGAUUGAUUGUGAGAGGAUGGUAAACGACAGGAGUGAGGAAAGGGAGCCCCCGUCUACAGAAGGCUCUCAGUCAUCCACACAACAAGCCACCUUGCAAAAGAUGCCAUCCCACUCAAAAAAGCAAGAUACAAAGAGGCCACGGAAGUACCCAUGCCUGGAAUGUGACAAAGUAUUCACUUCUUCAUAUCAUCUUAGAAGCCAUCAGAAACUUCACACAGGGCUGACGCCUCAUGCAUGCCCCCACUGUGACAAGACCUUUCAACAGAAAGCUGGGUUGACCACACACCUCAACAUCCAUACAGGAAAUCAGCCAUUUGAAUGCUCAAGCUGCAGGAAGAAGUUCUUCCGGGUUUCAGCAUUAGUAGACCACCUGGUACGGCAUACUGACUGCAUGAUGGAUUGUGAGAGGAUGAUUAACGAACAGAGUGAGGUCAAGGACCUCCCGUCCACAGAGCAAUCUCGGUUAUCCACACUACAAGCCACCUUGCGCAAGGCCCACAAGGCUCCAAAGUACCCAUGCUCCACCUGUGGAAAAGUCUUCUUGCGUCCGUCUGGACUUGCAGAACAUCAGAAAAUGAAUGACUUACAACGUGGCACUCCACACUAUGCACGGAAUAAAAACUGCAGGAUUGAUUGUGAGAGGAUGGUAAACGACAGGAGUGAGGAAAGGGAGCCCCCGUCUACAGAAGGCUCUCAGUCAUCCACACAACAAGCCACCUUGCAAAAGAUGCCAUCCCACUCAAAAAAGCAAGAUACAAAGAGGCCAUGGAAGUACCCAUGCCUGGAAUGUGACAAAGUAUUCACUUCUUCAUAUCAUCUUAGAAGCCAUCAGAAACUUCACACAGGGAUGAGGCCUCAUGCAUGCCCCCACUGUGACAAGACCUUUCAACAGAAAGCUGGGUUGACCAUACACCUCAACAUCCAUAGAGGAAAUCGACCAUUUGAAUGCUCAAGCUGCAGGAAGAAGUUCUUCCGGGUUUCAGCAUUAGUAGACCACCUGGUACGGCAUACGGACUGCAUGAUGGAUUGUGAGAGGAUGAUUAACGAGCAGAGUGAGGUCAAGGACCCCCCGUCCACAGAGCAAUCUCGGUUAUCCACACUACAAGCCACCUUGCGCAAGGCCCACAAGGCUCCAAAGUACCCAUGCUCCACCUGUGGGAAAGUCUUCUUGCGUCCGUCUGGACUUGCAGAACAUCAGAAAAUUCACACCGGGGAGAGACCUCACCUAUGCUCUUACUGUGGAAAGACAUUUAGAAUAAAAUCUAUUUUGCAAUUGCAUAUACGAACCCACACAGGGCACCGUCCCCAUGCGUGCUCAGUCUGUGGAAAGCGGUUCGCCCAGCAGUCACACUUAAUUUUUCAUAAGCGGCUACACACUGGCGAGAAGUACCCAUGCAUCGAAUGUGACAAAGUAUUCACUUCUUCAUAUCAUCUUAGAAGCCAUCAGAUACUUCACACAGGGUUGAGGCCUCAUGCAUGCCCCCACUGUGACAAGACCUUUCAACAGAAAGCUGGGUUGACCAUACACCUCAACAUCCAUACAGGAAAUCGACCAUUUGAAUGCCCAAGCUGCAGGAAGAAGUUCAUCCGGGAUUCAGCAUUAGUAGACCAUCUGGUACGACAUACUGACUGCAUGAUGGAUUGUGAGAGAAUGAUUAACGACUGGAGUGAGGUCAAGGACCCCUCGUCCACAGAGCAAUCUCGACUAUCCACACUACAAGUCACCUUGCGCAAGGCCCACAAGGCUCCAAAGUACCCAUGCUCCAUCUGUGGAAAAGUCUUCUUGCGUCCGUAUGGACUUGCAGAACAUAAAAAAAUUCACACCGGGGAGAGACCUCACCCAUGCUCUUACUGUGGAAAGAUGUUUAGAACAAAAAUUAUUUUGCAAACGCAUAUACGAACCCACACCGGGCAACGUCCCCAUGAGUGCUCAGUCUGUGGAAAGCGGUUCGCCCAGCAGUCACAGUUAAUUUUUCAUAAGCGACUACACACUGGCGAGAAACCCUACUUGUGUUCUUUCUGUGGGAAAACCUUUAACCAUGUUGGAGGUUUGAACAGCCAUAUAAGAACCCAUACUGGAGAACGCUCACACCAGUGUGAAUUUUGUAACAAAACAUUUAGUAAUUCUAGCUCCCUGAAUGUUCACAGGAGGGUCCACACAAAAGAGAAGCCUUACUUAUGCACAGUGUGCCCAAAGAGUUUCCCCUCUACUACUGGAUUAAAGAAACAUAUGCGAACACAUACAGGAGAAAAACCCUAUACGUGUUUAAAGUGUGGGAAAACAUUUACACAGUCAUUCAAUUUGAAGGUUCAUCAGCGUGUGCAUCGGUAAUGUGAUUUCAAUAUUGAUGACAAUAACUAAGCAAAUAAUAAACAGCACUUGCAAGAAUUACAUGAAGGCUAUGUGGAAGAGAUGUUGUGACUUGUCAACAAGACCAACAUUGUUGGAGUUUUAAUUGUGGUGCAAUUUAUGUCAUUGACCAGCUCGGUUAAAGCCUGGGGAAUGUGAAGGUGCUUAAAGCCUCAAGUGUUAUAGUAAGGUUAAAUUUAUCGGAAAUUGUAGUUGUGUAAAGUUCUUUUUAAAAAUUCAUUUUUGAAAUUGUGCAAAGCAAUGUCUGAUAUGGGGACGAUGCCAUUCUUCAUCAGACAGGACAAAAACUUUUUUGUAAUUCAUUGUCUGCCACUUUUAAGAGACAAACAUGUACAUGUUUAUUAUGCAAAUAAACAACUGAGUGAUUCUAA
This is a messenger RNA of Engraulis encrasicolus (European anchovy), 5275 nucleotides long. Its product is annotated as zinc finger protein 850-like. The transcript is spliced from 14 exons. Lineage: Eukaryota; Metazoa; Chordata; Actinopteri; Clupeiformes; Engraulidae. Gene Ontology annotation, biological process: regulation of transcription by RNA polymerase II. Gene Ontology annotation, cellular component: nucleus. The record is from RefSeq and is a predicted model, not a curated record. Gene Ontology annotation, molecular function: RNA polymerase II cis-regulatory region sequence-specific DNA binding; DNA-binding transcription activator activity, RNA polymerase II-specific. The coding region runs from base 351 to 4865 and encodes 1504 amino acids.